CGACGACCGGUCGCGCUUUCGCUGUUCAGCUUUUUCAGCGCUUCUGUGGAUCUGUGGAUCUGUUCGGCGGCGAGCGAAAAAUUCAAUUCACCAGUUUGUCCAGUGAGCUCGCGCUGUGAGGUAGUGUGCAUUCGGUUCUAGUGAGAUACUGUGGAAAAAUCCAAGAUGCCAUUCAAGAGUAUUAAGGCCCGUCAGAUCUUCGACUCGCGUGGUAACCCAACCGUCGAGGUCGAUCUGAUCACCGAUCUGGGUCUGUUCCGGGCUGCCGUACCGUCGGGUGCUUCGACCGGUGUCCACGAGGCACUGGAACUGCGCGACAACGUCAAGGCCGACUGGCACGGAAAGGGCGUCUUGAAGGCUGUUGAUAACAUCAACAAAGUGAUCGCUCCGGCGGUCAUGUCAUCGGGUCUCUGCGUUACCCAGCAGAAGGAGCUUGAUGAGUUGAUGCUGAAGUUGGAUGGUACAGAGAACAAGUCCAAGCUGGGCGCAAAUGCCAUCCUCGGUGUCUCGCUGGCCGUCUGUAAGGCUGGAGCAGCUAAGAAAGGUAUUCCUCUGUACAAACACAUCGCCGAACUGUCUGGAAAUGGUAACAUUAUCCUGCCCGUGCCGGCCUUCAACGUCAUCAACGGUGGCAGUCACGCCGGUAACAAGCUGGCCAUGCAGGAGUUCAUGAUUCUGCCGACCGGUGCUUCGUCGUUCACGGAAGCUAUGAAAAUCGGUACCGAGGUGUAUCACCAUUUGAAGAACGUCAUCAAGGCCAAGUUCGGUCUGGAUGCUACCGCCGUCGGUGAUGAGGGUGGUUUCGCCCCCAACAUUCUGGAGAACAAAGAAGCGUUGAAUCUGAUUCAGGAUGCUAUCGCAAAGGCUGGAUAUACCGGAAAGGUUGAAAUUGGUAUGGAUGUUGCUGCUUCCGAGUUUCACAAGGACGGAAAGUACGAUCUGGACUUCAAGAACCCCAACUCGGACAAGAGCGCUUGGCUAACUCCGGACUCCCUGGAGGAACUGUACCAGGGCUUCAUCAAGGGUUUCCCGAUCGUCAGUAUUGAGGAUCCCUUCGACCAGGAUCACUGGGAUGCCUGGUCCAAGAUCACCGCCAACACCAGCAUUCAAAUCGUGGGUGACGAUUUGACUGUGACCAACCCGAAGCGUAUUGCCACUGCCGUGGAGAAGAAGGCUUGCAACUGUUUGCUGCUGAAGGUCAACCAAAUCGGUUCCGUGACCGAGUCUAUCAAUGCACACUUGCUGGCCAAGAAGAACGGAUGGGGAACCAUGGUGUCGCAUCGUUCCGGUGAAACCGAGGAUACCUUCAUUGCCGAUCUGGUCGUUGGUCUGAGCACUGGACAAAUCAAGACCGGUGCUCCGUGCCGAUCGGAGCGUCUCGCUAAGUACAACCAGAUUCUGCGCAUCGAAGAGGAGCUCGGUGCCGACGCCAAGUUCGCUGGCAAGAACUUCCGUCACCCACAAUAAACAUCCUUCGUAACUAUACUAAGCUGGAAAACUUAGAACAUACCAUUUGCGCGUGUAGUUUGUAGCGUCUAUCUCUCUCUAACUCUCAUGAAAUGAGAGUUACUAAAAUGAUCUGUUGCACAUUAAAAGAAAAACGAAGAUCAAAAAAUAAACAACGUUCAAUAGAUACGUAGUAUGUGUGCACACGCUCGUUCGAGACAUUAGCGAUGAUUUGAAAAGUCGUACAACUAAUAUCUAUCCAAAUACCUCCCUUAUUGAAAUGAAAAUUCAGAAAAACCGUACAAACAGCACCAUCAGGAGGAAUUUACCGAAAUUUAAUACAGAUUGUUACUGUUAAAUUAACGAUACUGAGUUAAGAGUAAGAAUGAAAUACAUGAUUAUUGGUAAUAAAUACACAACAAAUAAA
Malaya genurostris is the source of this 1873-nucleotide messenger RNA. RefSeq names its product enolase (gene Eno). NCBI's taxonomy places the organism in Eukaryota, Metazoa, Arthropoda, Insecta, Diptera, Culicidae. The record is from RefSeq and is a predicted model, not a curated record. Gene Ontology annotation, molecular function: magnesium ion binding; phosphopyruvate hydratase activity. Gene Ontology annotation, biological process: glycolytic process. Gene Ontology annotation, cellular component: phosphopyruvate hydratase complex. The transcript is spliced from 3 exons. Bases 166 to 1467 code for a protein of 433 amino acids.